GGAAAUAGUAAAAUGAAACAUAAUUUGAGUCUCAUUAAUUACACAAUAAAUGUGAAUACGCGAAAAAUUUUACAAAUUUAUAUGUGCUGUGAACUUAUGGUUUGGGCUGUUCUUUCAUAUGCCUCAAUAAAUUAUGGAAAAAUGUUUGAUCAUCGAUAUACAAAUACACAACAAUUUGCCCAAAACAUUGACACCAAUAUCUAUUAUGUGGCAGUAUUUGGACAUCUAAAUUUGACUUAUCUCGAUGUCAAAGAACAGCGAAUAAUUCAAGAAAAAUGUUAUUUAAUAAAUACACUCUUGGUCUUCGUCUGGGGUACAUACUUUAUUUUAUCAAUAUUUUUCGUCAUUGGAUUGACAAAGAUGUUAAGCUCCAAAUGUCUCCUGUGCCCGUAUAUAACUUAUGAUUUAUCCGUAAUAAUUUCAGUAAUUGUAUUCGUAAUUUAUGGAUUCUACGAAAAGAUUGAAAUGCUUGAUAAGAACGGAGAUCUGUUUCUACUAUUAAAAGUCGUUCCAUCAGCACUCAUACACCUGUAUUAUCAUCAACUUACAUGGAUAUAAUUGAAAAAAAGUUUAUUUUCUCAACCUCAAUGUGAUGAUGAAUCAAAAAAUGCAAAUUUGAGGCGCAAAAACAAUUGAAUGACUGAAUUGGGGAUCGUCCGUUAAUGAUGUCUGCUG
Chironomus riparius is the source of this 675-nucleotide messenger RNA. NCBI's taxonomy places the organism in Eukaryota, Metazoa, Arthropoda, Insecta, Diptera, Chironomidae. The record is from the annotation of a GenBank genome assembly.